AUGGGGUCAUAUUCAUGUCCUGGCUGGAGGCAGCUAGACAUCGCCGUUGUUGGCGGCGGGAUAGGAGGAAUGUCCGCGGCGACCGCCCUGCGCCGUGCCGGCCACAAGGUGUCUAUUUACGAACGUGCCGAUGUCCUUCGUCAAGCCGGUGCUUCUGUUUCCUGUGCAGCGAACGGUACGCGUUGGCUACACGAGUGGGGAGUAGAUGUGGCUAAGGGCGAUGGGGUCAUCCUAAAAAAGCUCAUCAGCCGCGAUUGGACGACCGGCAAGAUCCUGACUGAGUAUGAACUGGAUGACUACGAGAAACGAUGGGGAUACGUGUACUACAUGUUUCAGCGGCAGUGUAUGCACACAAUGUUGAGGGAUUCAGCAUUGGGGGAGGGCGAAGGGGUGCCCGCGAAACUCUUCAUGAAUCACAAGUGCAAGAACAUCAAUAUCAAUACCGGUUUGAUUGAGUUUGAGAACGGAGAGAUGGCCAAGCAUGAUCUCAUUAUCGGCGCGGAUGGCAUCGGAUCCGCCGUUCGUGGUAUUCUCGGUAUCCGGCCUGAGAAGCGACCCGCCGAGUCUAGCUGCCUACAUGCAAACGUCGUCACUGAAGACGCGAUCGCCGCUGGUCUUGCUGACUUCUCUAGAGAUAACGCCCUGCAGUUCUGGGGCGGCCAUGGGGAGGUCUGGGACAAGAUCGUUCUCUCACCAUGCCGAGGGGGCAAGUUGCUAUCGAGACUACAUGAAUCAUUCUUGGGGGGAGCUGACCGGCCGGUGGAAGAGUUGCUGAUGCCGUACCCUCAACUCGAGACGCAAGUCCGCGGACAUUUGGCCCUUGGCAAAGAAAUCCAGCCAUGGCGUCUAUGGAUGCAUGAACCGUAUCCGUAUAUUGCAAGAAACAUGGUCUGCUUGCUUGGUGAUGCAGCUCACCCAAUGAUGCCUCACCAAAGCCAAGCGGCCUGCAUGGCAAUUGAAGACGCAGCUGCCUUGGGCAUUCUUUUUAGCAAGAAAUACUUCACGGGAGAUGUGGUUGAGUCACUAUCUAUCUAUGAGUCAGUUCGUCUCCCGAGAGCAACCAAGGUUCAGGCAGCAGCGGCGCGAGCCUCACAGAAUAUCAACGAGCGAAUCGGUUUCUCUAGCAACAUUCACAGUCCAGUUUACGUGGUGAAGAGUGAGCAGGGGAAAUUGACAGUGGAAGAGAUGAAUGCUUAUAAUAUACAGAUGCACAUCGACGAGGUGGUCUCCGGACGCACCAGGCAAACCUACACUCACAAGUACACCCGCGGUCUGCCAAUGGGGCUAAAGCUAUCAAACGGAUACACUGUUGGAGCUGACGAUUGGAAGCCGGCGCUGGCUGUCUUGGUAAUUGGAAUCACCACCGUACUGAUCUAUCACCUCUACCAUACAUACUCGCAGCUGCAGCACAUCCCCGGUCCCUUCGUCGCAAAAUUCACCAACUUGUAUCGCUUCAUUCUAGCGCGCCGUGGUUUCCUCCACCUGUACCAAACUCUCGCUCACCGACGAUAUGGCCCCGCCGUACGAUUUGGUCCCAACCUAGUAUGCAUUUGUGACCCGGAGGCCAUCCAGACAAUCUUCAACCUGCGGGGCGGAUUUCCCAAGAGCAAGAUGUACCGCGCCUUCCGACCAUGGACCACAGACGGCCUACUCCUCUCCGUCUUCACCGCAGAGGACGAUGCGGCGAAUCGACAGAUGAAGCAACAUAUCUCCGUGUACUAUUCGCUCUCGUAUACUGUAUCCUCUUUCGAGCAAAGAAUGGAUAGUGCUACGCGAAUGUUCUUUGACCAGCUUGAUCGCCGCUUUGUGCCCACGGGAGCACAUUUUGACCUGACAAGUUGGCUUAAAUUCAUGUCCUACGAUACCAUGGGCUUGAUGACAUUCUCCCGCCCAUAUGGGUACGUACAGCAUGGGAGAGACUUACACGGUAUCAUGGACGACGUCAAGAGGGCAAACCUGAGUAUCGGACCGAUGACGCAGAUACCAUGGUUCGAUUGGCUCUUGCAUAAGAAUCGACUAGCAAAUCUCAUCAAACGCGAAUCCAUUGCCCCUCUGCUGGACUACGUUCUGGCGCGUAUCGCAGAGCGUCGGAACGCGCGGCGGAACAGUCAUAACACGCUCCCCAAUGCAAACGCCGACGGACCAUGUGCCGACGGUGACUUCCUCGGGUAUUAUCUACAGGCCCAGGAGAAAAAGGAAAAUGUACCGCUUCGAUUUGUGUCAACAUGGACCUUUGCCAAUAUACUGGGAGGGGCCGACUCCACGGCUUCCAUGCUUAGAUCCGUGGUCUGUUUCCUCGUGGAAAACCCUGACGCACUGGAAACAGUACGAACCGAGCUGCAGGAUAAGCAAGGCACUACCACAGGGCUCACUCUUCCUAUUCCUCAAUGGCAACAACUGCAGAACCUCCCCUUCCUUGACGCUUGUAUUAAAGAGUCACUUCGGCUUGAUCCUCCGUUCGCUAUGCCUCUCGAACGAGUGGUCCCUGCAGAAGGAGCGACAAUUUGUGGUCACUUUUACCCUGGGGGUACCGUCGUAGGCAUGAGCCCGUAUAUUGCUAAUCGCUAUCGGCCGACAUGGGGGGAUGAUGCGGAACUGUGGCGUCCCCAGCGCUGGUUGGAAGGCGAACCGUCACGUAUUAGAAAACUGGAAGCUAGUUUGCUGAGUUUUGGGGCCGGGACACGAGGUUGCCUGGGCCAGAACGUCGCCAUGUUUGAAAUCAAGAAGUUUGUUACUGCUCUGUUCAUGAACUAUGAUGUGAGUACCGGAGCAUAA
Molecule: messenger RNA, 2775 nt
Organism: Aspergillus novofumigatus IBT 16806
Lineage: Eukaryota; Fungi; Ascomycota; Eurotiomycetes; Eurotiales; Aspergillaceae
Product: cytochrome P450
Exons: 13
Coding region: 1-2775 (924 amino acids)
Molecular function (GO): heme binding; oxidoreductase activity, acting on paired donors, with incorporation or reduction of molecular oxygen; iron ion binding
Source: RefSeq, a predicted model, not a curated record